AUGGGUAUGCACAUUAAUACUCGAGCACGAAAAAAGAUUACUUUUAUUCGUGAUAAAAAGUACACCAUUUUACCUGCUCUUUUGCUAGAUGGUUUUUUGGCUGUUGAAAUUAUGGAAGGUAAUUGUGAUAAAGAGCGGUUUUGUGAAUUUAUUUUGUUGCAAGUAAUUCUCGUGAUGAAUCCUUUCUCUGAAAAGAAUAGCGUUAUUGUUCUUGAUAACGCAAAGAUUCAUCAAAAUGAAACGUUUGUUAAUAUAGUGGAAGAACUUGGAUGCCAUGUAAUUUUCCUACUGCCUUAUUCUCCUGACUAUAAUCCUAUAGAAACUGCCUUUAGUAAUAUUAAAAGUUGGAUUAAGAGGAAUAGGGACUUUAUGAAUGCUGCGAAUGAUCCAUUUUAUGCAUUCAUAGUAGCAUGUGCACAGAUUACAUCCGAAAUGGUAGUAAACUUUUUUCAUGAAUCGGAUUAUUUAGAAUAA
Messenger RNA from Racocetra fulgida, 474 nucleotides. The record is from the annotation of a GenBank genome assembly. NCBI's taxonomy places the organism in Eukaryota, Fungi, Glomeromycota, Glomeromycetes, Diversisporales, Gigasporaceae.